This is a messenger RNA of Myotis daubentonii (Daubenton's bat), 1334 nucleotides long. RefSeq names its product COMM domain containing 9 (gene COMMD9). The record is from RefSeq and is a predicted model, not a curated record. NCBI's taxonomy places the organism in Eukaryota, Metazoa, Chordata, Mammalia, Chiroptera, Vespertilionidae.
UACAGUCCCCGGCAUGCCCCGCGGCGGCCGAGGGGACACGUGACCGCGCCUCUCCCCCGUGAGGCGGUCACAUGACUAGGGGGAAAUGGCUGCGUUGACGGCGGACAACUUUGGGGCGCUCCAGAGCCUGUUGAAGGCUUCCUCAAAAGAUGUUGUCAGACAGCUGUGCCAAGAGAGCUUCUCCAGUUCAGCCCUCGGCUCGAAAGAACUCUUGGAUAUCACGUGUUCCAGCUUGUCUGUGACUCAGGAGGAGGCAGAGCAACUGCUCCAGGCCCUGCACCGCCUCACCAGGCUGGCGGCGUUCCGGGACCUGUCCUCCGCCGAGGCCGUGCUGGCUCUCUUUCCUGCCAAUUUCCACCAGAACCUCAAAAACCUGCUGACAAAAAUCAUCCUAGAAAACAUAUCUACGUGGAGAGCAGAAGCCCAAGCUGACCUGAUCUCUCUUCCACGCCUGGUGGACCUGGACUGGAGAGUGGACAUCAAAACCGCCUCCGACAGCAUCAGCCGCAUGGUGGUCCCCACCUGCCUGCUCCAGAUGAAGAUCAAGGAAGAUCCCAGGCUGUGCAGGGACAGCCCCUCCGUCUCAGCUGUCACCAUGGAGCUGAGCAAGGAAACGCUGGACACUAUGUUAGACGGGCUGGGCCGCAUCCGGGACCAGCUUUCUGCCGUGGCCAACAAAUGACACCACCAGCCACCGGCCCCACUGCCACGCCCCGGCUGCUGCCAGAGAUGGAGCAUCUCCUGACUCGACUGACACCAGCGGGCUGCCCUGGUGGCAGCAGCUGCAGACGGGCCAGGCGGGCUGGGGGACAGAGGGGGCUGCCAUCCGAAGGUGCAGCUGGACUGGAGGACGCAGCCACGUCCCACACUGUUCUCCUCACUCAUCUUCCUCUUCCCAGGCUGGUGGGCAGAAGCCUCCACCUUGAAAGGCUCCUGCGUGCACCUGAGUAACCGCUGUGGCCGUGUGGGGGCACAUGAGCCUGUCAGCGGCCCUGUGGCCGCUUGAACAUUCAGGCCCCGUUGGGGAGCUCUCUAGUAAGUUCCUCUCCAGCACCAGCUCUGAUGAGCGCAUUCCCAGCCCUGGGACACAUGGAAGGGAUCGGUGGCGGGUGCCAGCGGCUCCUGCUUCUCUGUCCGAGAGGCCAGGCGGACCCCACAGAGCAGGGUCCCGGCAGUGUGGCCCCCUGCCCCGAAGCCAGAGCCUCCUGUCGGCGCAGGAGGUCUGAAAUGGGGGCUGAUUCUCUUCGCGAAGCUGGGGCCCAUCCUUGGAUCAUGCAGCCCCUCCAGGGUGGUGAGUGGGAGUGAUGGGAAUAAACAGUUCUGAAAACCUCUGA